Messenger RNA from Pseudophryne corroboree (corroboree frog), 2782 nucleotides. It is a transcript of the gene PES1, whose product is annotated as pescadillo ribosomal biogenesis factor 1. The coding region runs from base 429 to 2186 and encodes 585 amino acids. Lineage: Eukaryota; Metazoa; Chordata; Amphibia; Anura; Myobatrachidae. Gene Ontology annotation, cellular component: PeBoW complex; nucleolus. Gene Ontology annotation, molecular function: RNA binding. The transcript has 15 exons. The record is from RefSeq and is a predicted model, not a curated record. Gene Ontology annotation, biological process: ribosome biogenesis; maturation of LSU-rRNA from tricistronic rRNA transcript (SSU-rRNA, 5.8S rRNA, LSU-rRNA).
UCUGCCCCCGAUGCGUGGCGAGCGUCCAACACUGCAUAGAAAAAAACCAAACCCCCAAACGAACGGAGAACGAAGCAGACAUUCAGGAGCUGUAAGGGCGGAAGUUCUCUACUGCCCUCUCGUUUUGUCACGUCGUCCAGGUCCUUAGCACGAAGAGAACAUAGACACAACCAGACAUAGACGCGGACGCCAAUCUAACUGCGACCACGUAGCGUGACAUACCAGCAGCGACACCGACGUCAGAGUAACGCGGAAGCCGUGUUAGCUGCCCAGCGGUGUGCCUGCUGCUUCGUGUGAGAUUAGGCAUCAGGCAUUGGUUGGCUGCCCUGCAGGGGUCCUGGCUCCGGCGUGCUGCUGCAUCUGCUGCGUCCAUACACACGUGUGAGCUUCCGCCUGAGAGAGUGAUCUCCGGAUCAGUGUAAGCGGUGAUGGGCGGCCUGGAGCAGAAGAAGUAUGAGCGUGGCGCUGCCACCAACUACAUCACAAGGAAUAAGGCUCGAAAGAAGUUGCAGUUGAGCCUACCAGAUUUCAGACGCCUUUGUAUCUUAAAAGGUAUCUAUCCUCAUGAGCCCAAGCACAAGAAAAAAGUGAAUAAGGGGUCCACAGCUCCCCGGACUUUCUAUCUCUUAAAGGAUAUAAAGUUUCUGCUUCAUGAGCCUAUUGUGGGAAAAUUCAGAGAGUACAAGGUGUUUGUGCGUCGUCUGCGCAAAGCAUAUGGAAAACAGGAAUGGGAUGCAGUAGAUAGAAUUAGAGACAACAAACCAACAUAUAAAUUGGAUCACAUCAUCAAGGAGAGGUACCCAACUUUUAUUGAUGCUCUCCGAGACAUGGAUGAUGCUCUCUCCAUGAGUUUUCUCUUCUCCACCUUUCGGCGCACUGGGAAGUGCCAUGUGCAGACGAUACAGCUCUGUCGUCGGCUUUCUGUAGAAUUCCUUAAUUAUGUCAUCGCUUCCCGUUCUCUGCGCAAGGUGUUCCUGUCUAUAAAAGGAAUCUAUUACCAAGCAGAGGUCUUGGGACAGACUGUGACCUGGAUCACCCCAUAUGCUUUUUCUCAUGAUCACCCCACAGAUGUGGAUUACAGGGUUAUGGCUACUUUCACAGAAUUUUAUACAACUCUUCUUGGGUUUGUCAACUUCCGCCUCUACCAGACGCUUAAUCUACAAUAUCCCCCCAAGAUGGAUUCUCGUUCAGAUGCAGAACUAAAGGUGGACGACGAGGACAAAUAUGCUCUAGAGUCUGAGGCUUAUAUGGAGAAAUUGGCAGCUCUUAGCGCCAGCCUGUCCCGUGCCAUUCCAUCUGAGCCUGAAGAUGACGUGGAGGCCGAUGAAUUCCCUGCAGAUACAGAGAAUACAAGCCUUCAGGAGGAGCAGCAAAAGCAGCAACAAGAGGAGGAGAAACACAAGUCAUUAUUUGUAGGCCUUAAGUUUUUCUUGAACCGGGAGGUGCCUAGAGAGGCUCUAGCCUUUAUCAUCCGGAGUUUUGGAGGAGAAGUGUCAUGGGACAGCUCACUCUGUAUUGGGGCAACGUAUGGCAGCUCAGACACUUCCAUCACACAUCAUAUUGUGGACCGACCCAACGUACAACCUCAGAUUAUCAACAGGUAUUACAUACAACCACAGUGGCUGUUUGACAGUGUGAACGCCCGCUUACUCCUGCCUGUUGAAGACUAUUUUCCGGGGGUACUUCUGCCUCCCCAUCUCUCACCAUUUGUUGUAGAGAAGGAAGGUGACUACAUUCCCCCAGAGAAACAGCGGAUACUGGCACUGCAGAGAGGAGAGCGAAUUGAAAAAGAGGAGGAGGAGGAAGAUAAUGAGUCUGAAGAAGAGGAGGAGGAGGAGGAGGAGGAGGAAGAACAGGAUGAUGAUGAUGAAGAGGAGGAGGAUGACAACAGUGAUAAGCUGAAGGAGAUGGAACAUAAAAAGCUUGGAGAAAAGAAGCUGAAUGUGAAAGUGACCGCUGGCACAGUAAAGGUAGAAGACCGAGCACGAGCUGCUGAAAGAGAGAAGAAUGAGGAGAAACGCCUGGCCAUCAUGAUGAUGAAGAAGAAGGAGAAAUAUCUCUACAACAAAAUCAUGUUUGGCAAGAAGCGUAAAGUCAGAGAGGCCAACAAGCUGGCAAUGAAGAGGAAAGCACAUGAUGAAACUAGCAAAGCUGAACGCAAGAACAAGAAGUCAAAAAAGCAAUGAGUGGUCAGCCUGUAAAGAGAUUGCAUCUGAAAAUAAUAUUACCAUACUUUUUAGUGACCGCUUUCAGGGCUCUCCCUGACUGUUCAGACUAUAUUCAAGCUGUGGACGCUGGUGACUCAACGUGACCAUGAGAAACUGCUGGUCAAGGGCUUUUGUUUUCAAGACUGUGAGAGCGUCCAAUGUACUGUGUCCCAUGUCACUUGCACCUUCACGCUUGGUCAUUACAGUUAGCAGGAGGCUGGAUACGGCUAUCCUGUUUGAACCUGCAAUAUAGACUUUGUGCUGUGUAAACCAAUGUGCUUGGAUGACAUCACAGCAGGUAAUGCUAGCAUACGAAAGUGUCACAUGGUAUUCGUUGAGGAUAUCUAUAUUUCAUAGUGGUGGAACCAUUUUAGUUAUUUACAGUUUAGUAUUUCUCCUGGUUUAUAGUAAAUUUGAAUCUGCGUUGACUAAGGAAAGGGUUUAAAUGAAUUACCUUCUAACCCCGUUCAUUCCUUUUCCUGGAAAGAAUUGAUCCGAUGUUUGUACAAAUGUAAAAAAAAAAAGUAACAUUCUGAACCAGAUGGCACCUGUUUAAUAAACAUAUUUCUGUAUAA